AUGAGCUCAUUAAGAACGAUUGGAAUCGCUCGGUCUUCUCUCUGUUCCCGAGCCGCAUCGCUCAAAGCGGCCAAGAUAUCUAGGAUGCCCCAUCUUUCCCCUGUGAUUCUGCCGUCUGGCAAGUCGAUGUCAUCACAGCGUUUAGGAGGCGCACAUCUAGGAUCUACCAGCCGCUCUAUAUUCACGAGCAGUCGGAUCCACACGGCGACUGCAGUCAAACGCGAGCCAGCGCCCACACCGGCAACCUCUGAGGAGACCGUCGAAUUACCAGAGACAAAUGCGGACGAUACACGAGUGGCAGUUGGGUGGCCCGAUGGGAUUUGGUCUCGAUACCACCAUUUCUGGCUCCGCGACCAUUGUCGAUGCCCAGAAUGUUUUCAUCCCGUCACCAAACAGCGUAUGGUCGACACAUUUGCACUUCCACCAGAUCUUCAUCCCAAGUCGGUGGUCAGCACGCCUCAUGGGCUCGAGGUCACAUGCAAGUUGCCUUGGCCGACCUCUCCCCCGCAUGUGUCUCUCUACUCAUGGCAAUGGUUGCGGCGAAACUCCUAUGAUCCACAGACAGAGCCGAUAUCGAUUGCAGGAACACAUCCACCACCUGAGCCUGAAGAAAAAAUCCUGUGGGGAGCUGGUAUCGUUCGCGACCCACCCAGUGUGGCCUAUGAGGAAGUUAUGCAUGACGAGUUUGCGGUCUACAAAUGGCUCGAAAAGAUUGACCGCUUCGGAUUCUGUUUCAUCUCCGGAGUUCCAGCCACGACUGAAGAUACUGAGAAGUUGGUGCAGAGAAUAGCUUUCAUCCGCCAUACCCAAUAUGGCGGAUUUUGGGAUUUCACGGCAGACCUUGCACACGGAGAUACGGCGUACACAAACAUUGCACUUCCAGCACACACCGAUAACAGCUACUUCACCGACCCAUGCGGUCUACAAAUGUUCCACUUAUUGAUGCACGAGCAAGGAACAGGUGGUCAGACACUCUUGGUAGACGGCUUCUACGCGGCUUCAAUACUCAAAGAACUUCAUCCAGAUUCUUAUGAGCUACUGUCCAACGUCCUCAUUCCAACGCACUCUGCCGGUGAUGAGGACACCUUGUACAGAGCUCGUCCUUUGUCUGGCAACCCAAUUCUUCGGCAUGACCCUCUCAACAAGAAUACACUUAUUCAGGUUCGGUAUGCCAACGAUCAUCGAAGCGCGAUGCGCAAUGUAGAACCCGGCAUGAUGAUGGACUGGUACAAUGCACUGCGUCACUGGAAUAGCUGUUUGACGAGCUCCGACUCGGAGUAUUGGGUCCAACUUUCACCAGGAACUGUCGUCGUGGUUGACAACCAUCGUGUCCUUCACGGCCGCUCUGCUUUCACGGGCAAGCGCCGCAUGUGUGGCGCAUACGUGGGUUUAGACGACUGGCGAGCAAGAUUAGAUGCACUUCGUGGUAAAUAUUUAGGAGGAAACCGUGAUACUACAGGAAGGAGUGUGUGGGACCCAGCGUUCUAA
Serendipita indica DSM 11827 is the source of this 1488-nucleotide messenger RNA. The record is from the annotation of a GenBank genome assembly. Lineage: Eukaryota; Fungi; Basidiomycota; Agaricomycetes; Sebacinales; Serendipitaceae.